AUGUCAGAAAUAAUUGAUAUGGAUUCUGAACAAACUGAAAAAGAGGUUGAACAAACUGAACCACACGAUGAAAUUACAAAACUAUUCUUAUCACCAGAUGGCAAGUACUCACAAUCAGUGGAACAAUCGGCAAAGAAAUUAGUUGAACAAUCAGAACACGAAUCAUAUCAACCUAAAUCCUUUAAGCUUGAUUGUCUAAAAAAAAUUAAAGAAGCUGAACAACCACAAGCAGUUUCAAACAAUAAACUUGUCGCAAUAAGUCGCAUUGGCUCUUCUGAGUCUUCUGAUUAUAAUAAAAUAUAUUAUGUAUCAGAUGGACUUUUAUGGGUUCAAAAGGUUUCUAAAAAACAAUGGAUCAAAUAUCUACGAGAAACACUAAAUGAAAAUAGUAAAAUAAGAGCUCUACCGACCAAAUCGGAAAUAGUAGAGAUUUUGGAAGAAUUUAAAUUUAAACAAGAAUCAGAUUUUGAUAGACCAUAUGAGGGAUCAUUAGUGAUGUGGAAAGUAAGCAACAGAAGAGUGGUGCAAGCUUUUUUCUUUGAUUUAAACAAAUGGGAACCUAUAGAUCAAAUAGAAUUAGAUGUUAACUUUAAUUAUUUUUAUAAUGCAAGAUUAAAUACUGAAGUUAAAUAUUAUUAUAAGUUAUUAUAUAAUGAAGAUUUUGUGAUGAUUACAUCUUUUGGAUUAUUCAUAUGGUCAAUUUGGCAGAAAGAUAAAAAAAUUAGAUUACGAUAUUACAUUCACUGGGAUGAAGAAAUAUUAGAAGAUAUAUUAGAGAAUUUAUAG
Racocetra persica is the source of this 786-nucleotide messenger RNA. NCBI's taxonomy places the organism in Eukaryota, Fungi, Glomeromycota, Glomeromycetes, Diversisporales, Gigasporaceae. The record is from the annotation of a GenBank genome assembly.